CAAACUUUAGCCCUUGGCAGGUGCAUGAGAAGCGCGUCCAAAUACUCCACAGAUAACGUGUACACCCUGCAUUCCGCGAACGCCACGGGUCACCGCCGAGUGAUUCUGGCAUUAUGAUUUUUCUUGAUGGGUAUUCAAGCUUGUUUUGUAAAGCCGUUCAGUGCCCCUACAAGUCAAUUGUCUUAAACCUCGUCGAACUUUGCCCACCUUUCCGGACGCUAACUUGCUUCUAACCGGUACCGUCGUCACUCGUGUGUCACCAAUCACUGCAGAAUUACUGCCAGGAUGGCCUCCCCGGAAAAGCAAGUCGUGCACCAGGAUGGUGAUUCCGUGAAUCAUGCUGUACGAAAGACGAUUUUCGUGGUCGGUUUGGGGAUGGUGGGGAUAGCGUUUAUCGAGAAGAUGUUGUCCUUGGAUGAAGCAAAACGUUAUCGCCUGGUGACAUGCGGUGAAGAAAAACAUCUAGCGUACAAUCGUGUUGCACUCACGGACUAUUUUCAACACCGCUCUGUCGAGAAGCUCUAUCUGAAUGAAGUGGAGUGGUAUGCUCAACAAGAUCCAGAGCGGUUUCUUUUCCAUAUUGGAGAACAGGCUACCUCGUUGGAUACUGUCGCGCAUUCUGUCACGACCAGCAAAGGGCGCAGGAUAAGUUAUGAUUACUGCGUUCUUGCUACUGGCUCCGAAAGCACUCUCCCGUCGUACGUUUCCCCGGCCAGGGCUGAGCAAACUCGAGGAGUAUUUGUUUAUCGAAAUAUCUCGGAUCUCGACAAAAUAUUAUCGUAUUCUGAGCAGGAACACGUUAAAGGUGGCUGCGCUGUUAUCGUUGGAGGUGGACUCAUUGGAUUGGAGGCCGCAAAAGCGGUCUUUGAUCUUGAAACAAUUUCGGAAGUCGUGAUAAUCAACCGUCAAGCCUUCCCGCUGUCGCGCCAACUCGACGAUGAAGGUGGAGAGAUUGUCCUUCGCCGUAUUGAAGCAAUGGGCGUGCGAGUCUUCACCAGGACAUCUGUCAAAGAUAUCAUCGCCUCAGAUGGUGUUUUGAGUGGCCUCACUCUGUCAGACGAUCAACAUCUUAAGGCUCAGAUGGUCAUCUAUGCUAUUGGCAUCACCCCUCGAGAUGACUUGGCUCGCCAGGCGGGCCUCAAGUGCGUUGAAAAGGGAGGUAUAGUUGUCAAUGACCUGUUGCAGACCAGUGCUCAAGAUGUCUAUGCAAUCGGCGAGUGCGCGAGUUGGAAGGGCAACACUUAUGGUCUCAUUGCACCUGGUGUGGAGAUGGCCGACAUCCUAUCGUUCAAUUUCACCCAAGUUGAUACUGGUCUUGGUAACUUCAAAUCAAGGGUGAUGAACAUGCCUGACCUCUCAACAAAGCUGAAAUUGAUGGGAGUCGAUGUCGCCUCCUUUGGUGACUACUUCGCGGACAGGCGCAGUGCACGGGGUGUCCUCACCAGUAAGGUGGUAGUCGCAGAGUCGCAGGCUCGAGACAAAGCCGAAAACGCGAUAGUGAAGGAAGGUGAAGUUGCAAUCAACACCGUUACCACGCAGAUGAAGCACGGAAACCGGCAGGCCGCACUGGAAGGUCCUAUUGAAUGCUUAACUUAUCGCGAUCCGUUCUCGUAUGUCUAUAAGAAAUACAUCUUCACCGUGGACGGCAAGUACUUGUUGGGUGGCAUGAUGGUUGGUGAUACAUCUGACUAUGUCAAACUCGUGUCCUUGGUCAAGAAGAAGAAAGAGCUAGAGGAACCACCAUCCAAGUUCAUAAUCGGAUCAGGGUCAAAGGGUCAGGACGAUGGCGCUGACCUCGACGAUGACACCCAGAUCUGUAGCUGCCACAAUGUCGCAAAGGGCGCGAUUGGCGAUUCCGUGAAAGCGGGUGUCAACACUCUGUCAGACCUCAAGGCUAAGACAAAAGUUGGUACUGGAUGCGGCGGAUGCAUGCCUUUGGUCACAAACAUAUUCAAGGCAGAGAUGAAGAAAGCAGGACAUACUAUGUCGAACAACCUUUGUCCCCACUUUGGUAUGACUCGACAAGAGCUCUUCGGCGUCGUGAAGAUACGCAAGUUGAAAACAUUGCCAGAGAUCAUGGAGGCUGCCGGUGUGAAGAAGGAUUCGAUCGGAUGCGAGAUAUGCAAGCCGGCCAUCGGUUCGAUCCUGUCGUCAUUGUAUAACGAGCUCGUACUCGCACCUAUACACCACGCCAAUCAAGACACCAAUGAUAAAUACCUCGCUAACAUUCAAAGGAAUGGUACAUUUUCUGUCGUUCCUCGAGUUGCUGGAGGUGAAAUCACGCCGGAUAAACUCAUUGUUCUCGGACAAGUCGCAAAGAAAUACAACUUGUACACCAAGAUCACAGGAGGACAACGCAUCGACCUCUUCGGCGCUCAGAAGCAAGAUCUCCCGGACAUUUGGGAGGAGCUCAUCGCUGCAGGAUUCGAAAGUGGACAUGCUUAUGGAAAAGCCUUGCGGACUGUGAAGUCUUGCGUUGGCACCACAUGGUGCCGCUACGGAAUUGGCGAUUCUGUUGGAAUGGCCAUUCACCUUGAAGAGCGGUAUAAGGGCAUCCGUUCGCCUCACAAGUUUAAGGGUGGUGUGAGUGGUUGUGUUCGAGAAUGCGCCGAAGCACAGUCCAAGGACUUCGGGUUGAUCGCAACUGACAAAGGGUGGAACAUUUUCCUCGCUGGCAAUGGUGGAUCGAAUCCGAGACAUGCAACGCUUUUUGCUACAGAUGUGCCUCCGUCGAAGGUUGUGCGCAUCCUUGAUCGGUUUUUAAUGUACUAUAUCCACACUGCCGACAAGCUCAUGCGAACUGCGAGAUGGGUAGAACAGUUUGAUGGCGGUAUGGAGCGACUCAAGAAGAUUCUUCUUGACGAUGAGCUUGGCAUCUGCGAGGACCUGGAGAGGGAAAUGGGCGAGCUCAUCGGCUCUUACGCAGAUGAAUGGAAAGCUGUGGUCAAUGAUCCUGCGAGGAGACGUCAGUUCCGUCAGUUCGUCAACACUGAUGAACGUCGCCCUCAAACGGAAAUCAUCAAAGAGCGAGGGCAGGAACGUCCAGCAAACUGGCCGAAACAAUUGCCUCCCGCCAAACCAGUCAUUGUUACUCCCAAAUCUGAGUGGGGGUGGCGAAAAUUGGCCACUGUCCACGAUCUUAUGCCGACUGAUGACGCCACCACCUCUGCCGCCGUCAAGUACGGUGACUCGCAGUUGGCCAUCUUUCACAUUCCCAGACGGGGCUACUUUGCCACGCAACAGAUGUGCCCACACAAGCGGGCUUUCGUACUUGAUCACGGCAUUGUUGCCGACGAUCUGGAUGGAAAUCUCUACGUCUCAUGCCCUCUGCACAAACGGAACUUUCGCCUGACAGACGGUAAAUGUUUGAACGACGAAGACUUUUCCAUAAUCCCAUUCGACGUGAAGCAAGAAAUCGAUGAUCUCCUCGUACUCCUCCCUGAUUCAGACACGUUGGAUGCAGUCAUCGGAACAAGUAAAUGGAUGGUCAAACAAGCCUCGGCUGAGCUUGCUUCACGCGGUGGUGGAGAAGGGAUCGAAAUUGCCGGCGUCGACAUCGGUCUAUCUGAGAGUGGGUCUGCGUGCUCUGGGGGGAAAAGUUCGUGCAGUGGGGGAAAUGCAUCAUUGGAUUGGUGAUUCGCUUAAUUUGGUGAUGUAGUAGGGGACCCCCUAGCCAAGGGGUGAGAGUAGAGGAAGGUUUGGCGGUGUUUGAGCCGGGUUUAGCCGAGAGGAGAGUCGUUAGAGUCAUCGGAUG
Suillus paluster is the source of this 3754-nucleotide messenger RNA. RefSeq lists its product as uncharacterized. NCBI's taxonomy places the organism in Eukaryota, Fungi, Basidiomycota, Agaricomycetes, Boletales, Suillaceae. The transcript is spliced from 28 exons. The record is from RefSeq and is a predicted model, not a curated record. Bases 286 to 3636 code for a protein of 1116 amino acids. Gene Ontology annotation, molecular function: 2 iron, 2 sulfur cluster binding; heme binding; nitrite reductase [NAD(P)H] activity.